Molecule: messenger RNA, 1001 nt
Organism: Coregonus clupeaformis (lake whitefish)
Lineage: Eukaryota; Metazoa; Chordata; Actinopteri; Salmoniformes; Salmonidae
Product: splicing factor U2AF 35 kDa subunit
Exons: 8
Coding region: 57-770 (237 amino acids)
Biological process (GO): mRNA splicing, via spliceosome
Cellular component (GO): U2AF complex; spliceosomal complex
Molecular function (GO): pre-mRNA 3'-splice site binding; metal ion binding
Source: RefSeq, a predicted model, not a curated record
UACCCCUUUUGUAUGUGGUCCACACUGUACCGUCUUUGGUUUAGUCGACAUCGAAAAUGGCGGAAUACCUGGCGUCCAUUUUCGGUACAGAGAAAGAUAAGGUGAACUGUUCUUUCUACUUUAAAAUUGGUGCCUGCCGCCAUGGUGACCGGUGCUCCAGAUUACAUAAUAAACCAACUUUCAGCCAGACCAUCUUGAUUCAAAACAUCUACCGUAACCCCCAAAACAGUGCGCAGACGGCCGACGGCUCCCACUGUGCCGUCAGUGAUGUGGAGAUGCAGGAGCACUAUGACGAGUUCUUUGAGGAGGUCUUCACAGAGAUGGAGGAGAAGUACGGAGAGGUGGAGGAGAUGAACGUGUGCGAUAACCUAGGAGACCAUCUGGUCGGAAACGUAUAUGUGAAGUUCCGUCGUGAAGAAGACGCAGAGAAGGCAGUGAUGGAUCUGAAUAACCGCUGGUUCAAUGGUCAGCCCAUCCACGCCGAGCUCUCUCCCGUUACCGACUUCAGAGAAGCCUGCUGCCGCCAGUAUGAGAUGGGGGAGUGCACUCGAGGAGGUUUCUGUAACUUCAUGCACCUGAAGCCCAUCUCUAGGGAGCUGAGGAGGGAGCUGUACGGACGCCGCAGGAAGAGGGGAGGGGGGCAUCGUUCUCGCUCCCGUUCCAGGGAACGGCGUUCGCGCUCGAGGGACAGAGGCAGGGGAGGUGGUGGAGGUGGACGUGACCGCGAGAGAAGGCGCUCCAGAGACAGAGAACGCUCGGGAAGAUUCUAAACUGAGCAUCCACCACACAUCUAUCUCCAUUAUCACUCUCCAUCCAUCCCCAAAUCUCUCUAUCCUUCCCUCAAUUGCGGCCUAUCAAUUCACCCAUAUCCCUUUCAUAUUAAUUGUGUCUCCAUGACCAAAAUGAAUUGGAAAAUGUUGGACUUGUUUUUUUUCUCUUAUCAUUUUUAUUCAAGGAAUGGAAACAUUUUCCUUCUCAAUAAAAAAACAACAUGAUUUGUA